Molecule: messenger RNA, 1104 nt
Organism: Balaenoptera acutorostrata (minke whale)
Lineage: Eukaryota; Metazoa; Chordata; Mammalia; Artiodactyla; Balaenopteridae
Gene: OLIG2
Product: oligodendrocyte transcription factor 2
Exons: 2
Coding region: 133-1104 (323 amino acids)
Biological process (GO): regulation of DNA-templated transcription; myelination; oligodendrocyte differentiation
Molecular function (GO): DNA-binding transcription factor activity; protein dimerization activity
Source: RefSeq, a predicted model, not a curated record
CGCCUUGGCCCGGUUCUCUGCGGCAGCUUUUGGGAACGAGCUCCUCUAACUGCAUCCACAUAGGCGUCCGUGGAAGCUUUGAGGACCGAGGGAGGGAGGACCCUGCGAAAGCUGCGAUUAUCCCUCGGGGCCAUGGACUCAGACGCCAGCCUGGUGUCUAGCCGCCCGUCGUCGCCAGAGCCCGAUGACCUUUUCCUGCCGGCCCGGAGCAAGAGCAGUGGGGGCAGCGGCUUCACGGGGGGCACCGUGUCCUCGUCCACGCCCAGCGACUGCCCGCCAGAGCGGAGCGCCGAGCUGCGCGGCGCCAUGGGCGCGGCGGGCGCGCACCCGGGGGACAAGCUGGGCGGCGGUGGCUUCAAGUCAUCCUCGUCCAGCACCUCGUCGUCCACGUCGUCAGCGGCCGCGUCGUCCACUAAGAAGGACAAGAAACAGAUGACUGAGCCCGAGCUGCAGCAGCUACGCCUCAAGAUCAACAGCCGCGAGCGCAAGCGGAUGCACGACCUCAACAUCGCCAUGGACGGGCUGCGCGAGGUCAUGCCGUACGCGCACGGCCCGUCGGUGCGCAAGCUCUCCAAAAUCGCCACGCUGCUGCUGGCGCGCAACUACAUUCUCAUGCUCACCAACUCGCUGGAGGAGAUGAAGCGACUGGUGAGCGAGAUCUACGGCGGCCACCACGCCGGCUUCCACCCAUCGGCCUGCGGCGGCCUGGCACACUCGGCGCCCCUGCCCGCCGCCACCGCGCACCCCGCGGCCGCCGCCCACGCGGCGCACCACCCGGCGGUGCACCACCCCAUCUUGCCUCCCGCCGCCGCCGCCGCUGCCGCCGCUGCCGCCGCCGCCGCGGUGUCCAGCGCCUCCCUGCCCGGCUCCGGGCUGUCGUCGGUCGGCUCCAUUCGGCCCCCUCACGGCCUGCUCAAGUCUCCGUCGGCGGCGGCGGCAGCCCCGCUGGGGGGCGCGGGCGGCAGCGGCGGGGGCGGCGGCGGCUUCCAGCACUGGGGCGGCAUGCCUUGCCCCUGCAGCAUGUGCCAGGUGCCGCCCCCGCACCACCACGUGUCGGCCAUGGGCGCCGGCAGUCUGCCGCGCCUCACCUCCGACGCCAAGUGA